AAACGGCGGCAGAGAUAGUUUGAUCGCGACGCCUUUGUUCGCCUGAUGACGGACCGCUACAAACGCCGGCGUGAGCAGGCAAGCGCGCCAGAGGAUCGCCUCACUUCCCUACACGAAGACCUCCUCAACUGCAUCCUCUCCUUUCUCUCCAUCAAGCAGCGCGUCGCCCUCUCUGCCGUCUGCUCCCGGUUCCGCCGUCUCCUCCCCUUCAUCCCCCGACUCGAUGCCUUCCACCUCGACGACGGGCUCAAAGAAGUCACCUUCCCCCGUGCCCUGAUCCGCCAAUGCCACGUCGUCGUCUUCCUCGACGGAGCCGAUUUACCCAAACCCCUCAUGCAGUUUAUCAUCUUCAAUCUCGCCGAGGCGGGCGUGCAAGACCUCAUCCUCGGAACCUCCGUGUUCAGGGGAUGGAUGAAUGUCAGCGGCAGGGAUUGCGGCUUGUUCGGCAUCAAGUCGUUGAGGAGUCUCUCGUUGAAUAACACCCGAGUGUCGAAAUACUCGGAUCGCCGCCCUCUCUCGCCCUUGGGCUGCGUCCUACUCACCUCCCUCAAAAUGGAACUCUGCUUCCUUCGCCAUGAUUUUCUAAGCAACCUCCUCGCCUCCUGCCCCCUCCUCGAGACUCUGCAACUCAUCUUUUGCUAUGGGCUCGUGGACGGUGCGGGCAGGCUAAGCAUCCACUCCGCCUCCAUCAAGCAUCUCGUCCUGUUCUACAUGAUCCCCAGCAUUUACGCCAUCGACAUCCAGGGUCCAAAGCUCGAGUCACUCGUCGUCGAGGUAGUUCCUGAGCUGCACAUUGAAGCGCCUAAGGUCCGGAACGCCUCCUUCUUUCUUGAUCACGACCUGCCAGAAGAUCCUCCAGUUGCUUUGAUGAAUCUUUUCGGAGCCGCUUCUCCACAUGGAGUCGCUUGGCUCGUGCUGAAUUCUAGCAGAACCCCAAACGGAUUAGCAGCACAAAACGGAAUUGAUGAAUUUAUUUAUCAUCAAUUUAUUUGUCCGAAAUACAAAACUAAAGUCAUGAUCUUCAAGCUCGACUUCAAUUUGAAAGAUCAAUCAUCAACUAUGAUACUGACCCAGUUGCUCAAGAAGUGCAAUGACAAUGCCAGAUUUGAUAUACGUGCAGAUUCUACGCGUAUAGAGAGCACCAUUGAAAACAAUCACUUUGUCCGUGGCUCUACAGAAGUAGAACUAAUUGAGUUACGAAUGAAAACGUUCGAGGAGACAUUUGAAGAGUUUUUCUUAAACCAGAAGGAAAUGGCAGAGGAAUUGAAGGAAAUGGGAUUGCAAUUGUUGAGAAGUCGCACAAGUAGGGAGCAGUUCGAGGAUAUAUUAGCAUCUGAGGAGUCUCUGUACCAAGUAUCUCCCGACAUUGCUAAUUGCAUUGAAAUGAAAAUUUAGUGAUUGUUUUUUUUUCUCUUGGUCCAAUAUAACUAGGAUUGAUCAUUUAGUAAUUAGUAAUGAUAUUGGUUAAAUAAAAUUAUCAUAUUUUAAUUAGUGAUGAUAAUUAAUGAUUAUAAAAUGUUGUCUAUUGAGUUAGUAGGAUCAUAUUUGAGCUAAUCGUUAAUGUUGAAGAGUCA
Molecule: messenger RNA, 1574 nt
Organism: Zingiber officinale
Lineage: Eukaryota; Viridiplantae; Streptophyta; Magnoliopsida; Zingiberales; Zingiberaceae
Exons: 2
Coding region: 46-1395 (449 amino acids)
Molecular function (GO): protein binding
Source: RefSeq, a predicted model, not a curated record